Scheffersomyces amazonensis is the source of this 975-nucleotide messenger RNA. RefSeq names its product Hap5p (gene HAP5). The record is from RefSeq and is a predicted model, not a curated record. The transcript has a single exon. The coding region runs from base 1 to 975 and encodes 324 amino acids. NCBI's taxonomy places the organism in Eukaryota, Fungi, Ascomycota, Pichiomycetes, Serinales, Debaryomycetaceae. Gene Ontology annotation, biological process: regulation of transcription by RNA polymerase II. Gene Ontology annotation, cellular component: CCAAT-binding factor complex; nucleus. Gene Ontology annotation, molecular function: protein heterodimerization activity; DNA-binding transcription activator activity, RNA polymerase II-specific; RNA polymerase II cis-regulatory region sequence-specific DNA binding.
AUGGAAAGAUACGAGAAUUCUUAUUUGGAUGAAGAGGAGUUGUCUUCACAUCUUCAACAUCAACAGAGUCAAGUACAACAUACACAACCACCUAUUGUCGAUGAGGCGGAAUUAUUAGCUGCUCAAGCUGCAGCAGAAGCAGCAGCAGCUCAACAACUGAGACAACCAGGAGGCGCCUUCAGUAAUGUUGGACAGGGAUUAACUGGAAGACAUCGAGAAAUGAUGAUGCAAUACUGGCAAGAGACUAUUAAUUCUAUUGAACACGAUGAUCAUGACUUUAAGAAUCAUCAACUACCUUUAGCUAGAAUUAAAAAAGUAAUGAAAACUGAUGAAGAUGUUAGAAUGAUAAGUGCUGAAGCACCAAUAUUAUUUGCAAAAGGGUGUGAUGUCUUCAUUACUGAACUAACCAUGAGAGCAUGGAUCCAUGCUGAAGAGAAUAAAAGAAGAACACUACAAAAAUCCGAUAUCGCAGCUGCAUUGACUAAGAGUGAUAUGUUCGACUUUUUGAUUGAUGUGGUACCUAGAGAAGAAGAAAAGCCUAAAAAGUCUUACACUCUGUCGAGAUCUAAUAGUUAUAUUAAUCACAAUGGGGGUCAUCCUGAAGAUCCGAAUGCUGUGGGUGGUCUGAUUCAGAAUAAUGGUAGUAUCCCAGAAGAAUCCCAUACAGGGUUAAACGGUACUCAUGUUGGUAGCGAUGAAAAUGUAGAUGUUAAUAACGAACAUCCAAUUCUAAAACAAGAGAAUGAAGAUAUGUUACACCAACGUUUAUUCCAAGAACAAAUAAUGCAACAACAAUUAUUGCUGCAACAGCAACAACCUCAGCCCGAGUCACAGGUUAAUCAACAAGUCAAUUCUCAACAAUCCCAUCAAGGCCCGACCGUGCCAAUUGGAACUUCAAACAUACUGUCUAAUUCAAGAGACGAGACUUUCCAUACUUUUCAAGAGUUCAACUCUAACUAUCCAGCUGAAUAUUAA